AUGGCAGGGUCACCUCCAACGUCAAAAUCCCCUUCCCCAAAGGAAUCAUCGCCAAAGGAAUCGUCACCAAAGGAAUCGUCACCCCACGAACAGACAGCACCACUGGAGCCCACUGAACUCGAAGCGGAUGAGGGGAAUAUCGCGGACAAUGAUUCAGCCCUCGGCGAAAAUGAUGCUGGGAGCUCCACAGCUUCGAUCGCCUCUAGCAUUUACAAAUUCAGAAUUGAAAAUGGCAGAUCAUACCAUGCUUACAAAGAUGGCAUCUAUGUUGGCCCAAACGAUAACUCGGAACAAGACCGCCUGGAUCUUCAGCAUGCACUUUGUCUCCUCACUUUUGACAACCAGUUAUACCUUGCGCCCAUCUUUCAAGAGGGUGAGACACCGGUGAAACGGGUCUUGGACAUCGGCACGGGUACAGGGUGCUGGGCAAUUGACUUUGCUGAUGAUCAUCCUGAAGCGACUGUCAUAGGCAUUGACUUGAGCCCAAUCCAGCCUGCAUUCGUGCCGCCUAACGUCGAGUUUCAGAUUGAUGACGUGGAAGAGGACUGGACAUUCUCAGAGCCAUUCGAUUAUAUCUAUACCAGGUUUAUGACGGUCUCGCUCGCCAACUGGCCACGGUUCUUCGGACAAAGUUUCACAAAUCUAAACCCCGGUGGCUGGAUGGAGGUCGUGGAUAUCCUUCCUCCAACCUCCGAUGAUGGUACAAUGGCUCCUGAAACGGCUCUAUAUCAGUGGUCAAAACUCUUGCUUGAAGCUACAGAAAAGAUGGGUCGACCCUUUGGAGAAACGAUGACCUAUAAGACACAGAUGGAAGCUGCCGGCUUCCAGAACGUCACACAGCGCGUUUUUAAAUGGCCACAAAACCGUUGGCCUAGGGAGCAAAAGUAUAAAGAGCUAGGUUCAUGGACACUCGAGAAUAUUUCUAGUGGCCUUGACGGGAUCAGUAGUGCUCUGUUCACUAGAGUACUGGGCUGGUCGAAACCUCAGUUAGAUGUUUUCCUGACUGAUGUUAGAAAAGAUCUCAAGAACCCCUCCAUCCACGCAUACUGGCCCAUUUACGUCAUAUGUGGACAAAAGCCUCAAGAGUAG
Fusarium fujikuroi IMI 58289 is the source of this 1089-nucleotide messenger RNA. Its product is annotated as related to methyltransferase. The record is from RefSeq and is a predicted model, not a curated record. Gene Ontology annotation, molecular function: methyltransferase activity. The coding region runs from base 1 to 1089 and encodes 362 amino acids. NCBI's taxonomy places the organism in Eukaryota, Fungi, Ascomycota, Sordariomycetes, Hypocreales, Nectriaceae. The transcript is spliced from 3 exons.